Molecule: messenger RNA, 930 nt
Organism: Solanum dulcamara
Lineage: Eukaryota; Viridiplantae; Streptophyta; Magnoliopsida; Solanales; Solanaceae
Exons: 1
Coding region: 1-930 (309 amino acids)
Molecular function (GO): catalytic activity
Source: RefSeq, a predicted model, not a curated record
AUGUGGGAUACAAACUAUUAUCAAGUGACUCAUAGUAGAACUACUGCUCAAUCAAUCCAUUGCAUGAUCAAUAAUACCACUGGAACUGUAUCUUGUUUUUCUACUAUUAUAUAUGCUUUUAACACUAAUGAGAAGAGAAAAGAACUCUGGACAGAAUUAGCACAAAUUGAACAAGGGGUUGAUAGACCUUGGAUUAUAGCUAGAGACUUUAAUGUUGUGUUGUAUCCAAAUGAUAGAUUAUAUGGUGCCCCAGUAUCCUCAGCUGAAACUCAAGACUUCACCAAGUGUCUUCAUGAUUUACAUCUCAAUGAACUACCUUGGAAAGGAGAUUAUUAUACUUGGUCAAAUAAACAGAUGGGUACUAAUAAAAUUUGCAGCAGAAUUGACAGAAUGUUUGGCAAUCCAGAUUGGAUGAUGCAUUGGGGUCAUGUGGUUACACAAUAUGAAGUACCCUAUAUCUCCGAUCAUUCUCCUUUGCUAAUCAAAACUGAGGACAACCAGUGGACAGUCAAGACUCUAUUCAGAUUCUUCAAUAUAUGGGCAGAUCAUAGCAAGUUCAUGGAGAAGGUAACAGAAGUAUGGCACAAACAACUAGAACCAAGAAAAAUGUCAAAUAUUUGGGCAAAGUUGAGAGCCUUAAAGAAGAUAUUGAAAAUAUUAAAUAAGGAUGAAUUCCAAAACAGCUCCACUAGAAUAACUGAAGCUAGACUUGAACUAAUCCAAACACAGGAGAAGAUUAACCAACAAUACACAGAUGAACUUCUUAGCAAAGAAAGGCAAGCACUGAUGAAUAUUGAGAAAUGGAAACUUGUGGAAGAAAGUGCCCUCAGACAAAAAUCUAGAGCUAAAUGGAUAAAGCUUGGAGAUAGCAAUAACAAGUAUUUUUCAGCAAUGAUCAAGGAGAGAACUAAUAAGAAAAUGAUGCUAUAA